Elaeis guineensis (African oil palm) is the source of this 2617-nucleotide messenger RNA. RefSeq lists its product as uncharacterized. NCBI's taxonomy places the organism in Eukaryota, Viridiplantae, Streptophyta, Magnoliopsida, Arecales, Arecaceae. The record is from RefSeq and is a predicted model, not a curated record. Gene Ontology annotation, biological process: N-terminal peptidyl-methionine acetylation. Gene Ontology annotation, cellular component: NatC complex.
AGCCAGCGAUCCAAGGGAGCUCGAGGAGGCCUGGAACGGCUGCGAGGCGAAAGACGUUGCCUUUACUCCACCCAGAGCCCUUUCCUUCGAUCUUACUCCAAAUACCCCAUGGCGAACCAUGGCGGAGGAGCGGCCGGAGAAGUCGGCAGCGGCGGCCGGCCCUUGCCCCUAUCGUCGAUACCCGCCGGAGACCACACCGUGUGGGCCGAUGCCUCUCCCUUCAUCGAGGCCGCUUGUAAUGAUCUUCAGGAUGGAGAACUUGUACAUGGAGAGAACUUUAGUCUCUUUGCUGCCAUGUCUGCAUUGGAGAUAAUGGAUCCAAAGAUGGAUUCUGGAGUUGAGAACAGUGGAUAUUGCUCUGUUGAAGAAGCGAUAGAAAAUGGCGCUGCUCCAAUUCCUCUCAGUUUGGACAGAACUAUUGAUGUGCAACGGACCAUUGAUGUCAUGGAUCAUCUUUUAGCAUGUGAGGCAACAUGGCAUAAGGGUCACUCACUGGCACAGACUGUCUUUUCAUGCAUAUAUCUUCUGAGGAUCGAAAGAACAUCUUCGCAUGCCUUGUUGCAUUCAUAUUGCAGAAUAACACGUGCUACUUGUAAUGCUAUCAUUUCAGCAGUCGCCGAUGCACGUACUCAUGAGGAAGAAGAUCUUUUCACAAUGGCUUAUGGCUUGCCCUUGAAAGGAGAGGGGGAUGAAAAAUGCUUAUCGAUUCUAAAUUCAGUUGAAGAAACAAUUUCUCGUCAAUUGCGUGCUUGUAAGGCUCCAUCAUCUAAGAAGAAGGCCUUAGAAGAUUUGGAGUCUCUGCAAACCAAUCCAGAUUUGGAAGAGGGUUACUGCAGAGCUUUUCUAUGCCGCUUACGUUUUCGUAAGCACUUUUACCAUGUUCUCAUGUGCUUGAGGAAACCUCAAGGCAGAGGUUUGGAGCUGGCUCGAAAACAUGUGGCAUCAUGUUUGUCUGAGCUAGCCUCUAUGUAUAAAUCUCUGGAAUUUCUCAGAUCUGUUUCAUAUGGAUCUGCUCAAGAAGAUAGCACUACUGCCUCAGGUUGCCGACCUGUUGGUUUUGAUGUUAGUUUAAAUAGCAAACUAUCUGCUCCAACUCCACCACGUGCAAUCCGACUUCUUAGCUGGAAAAAGGCUGUUGGGUAUUUUGAGAAGCUUUUGCAUGACUUAAAUGUCCUAUGUGCCUUCACUUUGGAUCCAAUGCUUGAGGAUACCUUGCGUUUUGUGGUCCAGUUCCAAAAAUCACAACCUGAUUUAGUUGCAAGAGCUCAUCUACAGCUUCUAUUAGUACAAGAUGGGAAGCUCUGUGGGCGGGAUUUCUUUUGUGAUGUAAUCUCUAAGGCUUUAGCAUUACCAGAACUUGCAAAAGAUCAGGAAUUUCAGAAAAAUGAAUUUGUUGUGCAGCUAGGUCAGCUGGUGAUCAACUUGCUUAAAAUUCUUUGUACAAACUCUGCAUGGCAGCGACGCAAGCUUGGAAAGAUCUUACAGGACUGGAGUGUUAUUUCCAUGCAGUUGGAGCUGGCCUUCAAAAGAGAGUUUGGGGAAAUGUUAAAUGUCUCAAUUGACGAGAAUAUAUGCAUGAAAGUAUCCAAGCAUCUCCUUAUCUGGGCACAGGAGCAGACCUACUGGAUUGCUUCUCGGUUUCUCACAUUGGGAUUUGAGCUUGAACUUUAUUCUCCCACCGAUUACUGCAUGGUUUACUGGUAUAUGUAUGUGGUCUUUGUAAAGCUCUUGGAAAAGAUGCAAAUGAGGAUAGCUGCCAGCAGUGAUAACUCCCGAAGAAAAGGAAAGAAAAAAAGGGAUCAUACCAAGGAUUCAGGAAGAGAUGCUGGAGUUUCAUCAUCUUGUUUGCUACUGCAGUGCUAUAUAUUUCUCUCUGAAGGACUGGCUAUGAUGCUGGCAGCUUUGUGCAAUGAUUGCAAAGUGUUCCAAAUGACAAGCCCUUUCAAUGGGGAAGAAGAGAGAUUUGUUCAGCACUUCGAACUGUUACAGAAAGCUCAAGUUCCUGAGCACAUUUCAUACUACCUUUUCAAAGAUUCCACACUCCAUGCUCGCCUAUUUAACGUAGCAAAACACAAUUACUUUAGAGAAGCCCAGAGGAUUAUAGCGUCUCUUAAGGGUAGUUUCUCAGGCGAACCAGACAAGUUGCUAGAGGUCCGGCAACUAGAACAGGUUGCAGAGCAUAACAGGAUAGCGUUGAAUGUUGUCAACCAAGUUGGUGGCCAAGAUUCAUCACUCAAGGUGUCUCUCGAGUUUACUCACCAUCCCUACUUUGCAGUUGCAGUGGUCAAAAGAUCGUAGUCACUUUGUUGGUGAACCAAUUUUGAACUCUCAAUAAGACUCAGAAAUGCUGAAGUCAAGCCAUCAGUUGUAACAUUACAUUUCUUCAAAGUACAUUUUGCCAGAAGCUUCAUUUCUGAGGUAUUAGUUGAAUCUAGAGUAGCACCUUUCCCCUUUCUAUUUUUUCUUUUUAUCUAAAUUUUGUUUGUGACAUUCAUUAAGAUAUUACUAUUUGGUGUAUCAUUAGUUUUGCUUUUCCAAGGUCCUUGUAUCAUUAUUUUUGUAAUUAUAUUCUAAUCGUAACCUGGCAAUACAAGAGUUAUUCAGAUUUCAAAUUUUA